Pogonomyrmex barbatus (red harvester ant) is the source of this 866-nucleotide messenger RNA. RefSeq names its product farnesol dehydrogenase-like. The record is from RefSeq and is a predicted model, not a curated record. NCBI's taxonomy places the organism in Eukaryota, Metazoa, Arthropoda, Insecta, Hymenoptera, Formicidae.
CAGUUUCACGCAGUUCCGCGAAAAACUUUUGCCGUGAUGGAUCGUUGGGUAGGAAAAGUCACGUUAGUCACUGGAGCAAGUACUGGAAUAGGUGUAGAGAUUGCGAGAGCGCUUGCGAAAAAUGGAAUGAAAGUGAUCAUUGCAGCGAGAAGAUUAGAAAAGCUGGAAGAAUUAGCAGCGAGUAUUAAACGCGAGUUUAAUGCUGAAAUAUAUCCAAUGCAAUGCGACGUCCGGCAGGAAGAAGAUAUUCUUAAAAUAUUCAAAUGGGCGGAAGAAAAAUUGGACGGUAUUGAUGUAAUGAUUAACAACGCCGGUGUGGUUUCGCCCGAAACGAUUAUAGCGGGAUCAACAGAGACAUAUCGGCAAAUUAUGGAUGUGAAUGUGAUUGCGACAGCUAUUUGUUCGCGAGAAUUAGUACAAUCUGUUAAAAAGCGAAAAACAGCGGGUCACAUAAUUAAUAUCAACAGUAUAGCAGGACAUAAUGCAGAAAUCAUCACUUUACCAGCGAGUUUAUAUUGCGCCAGUAAAUAUGCUAUUACUGGGAUGGCUGUAAGUCUACGAAAUGAAAUAAAAAUCGAAAAUCUUGAUGUAAAAGUUACGAACGUUAGUCCCGGAGCAGUAAGAACACCUAUGAUAACGGAGGCUUUCAAUUUAACUGACGCCAUUUUGAGCGGCCAUUUCUCAGUUUUGGAGUCCAAGGAUGUUGCCGAUAUAAUAAUCCAUGUUCUGAGUGCGCCGGAGCAUGUACAGAUAUCGGAAAUUAUUGCGAGAAUACACGAUGCUGUAUUCACUUCUAAGAAUGUUAAACGAUCCACGAUGAAAUAACGCGGACAUCUUAUGUUUAAAAUAAAACUUUUUGAAAGAUU